AUGGGGGCUGGGUGGGAAGUGAAACUCAAGUACACAAGGGUGUGGAUCCCUGACCCCGAUGAAGUCUGGUGCUCAGCUGAGUUGACCAAGGACUACAAAGAGGGAGACAAGUGCCUCCAGCUCAGACUGGAAGAUGAAACUACUCGAGAAUACUCCAUCGACGUCCAGAACAACCAGCUGCCCUUCCUCCGGAAUCCAGAUAUCUUGGUUGGGGAAAAUGACCUCACUGCCCUCAGCUAUCUCCAUGAGCCCGCAGUUCUGCAUAACUUGAAGGUCCGCUUCCUGGAGUCCAACCAUAUCUAUACCUACUGUGGUAUUGUGCUUGUUGCCAUCAAUCCUUAUGAACAGUUGCCAAUCUAUGGACAAGAUGUCAUCUACGCCUACAGUGGCCAGAACAUGGGCGACAUGGACCCUCACAUCUUCGCUGUGGCAGAGGAAGCCUAUAAGCAGAUGGCCAGAGAUGAGAAAAAUCAGUCCAUCAUAGUCAGCGGGGAGUCUGGAGCUGGGAAGACCGUGUCGGCCAAGUAUUCCAUGCGCUAUUUCGCCACCGUUGGUGGUUCAGCCAGUGACACCAACAUUGAAGAGAAGGUCCUAGCAUCUAGUCCCAUCAUGGAGGCCAUUGGCAAUGCGAAAACCACGCGCAAUGACAACAGCAGUCGUUUUGGGAAGUACAUUCAGAUUGGCUUUGACAAAAGGUACCACAUCAUUGGGGCCAACAUGAGGACCUACCUGUUGGAGAAGUCCAGAGUGGUCUUCCAGGCAGAUGAUGAGAGGAAUUACCACAUCUUUUACCAGCUCUGUGCUGCUUCCAGUCUUCCAGAAUUUAAAGAGCUAGCACUGACAUGUGCAGAGGACUUUUUCUACACCUCCCAGGGAGGAGACACGUGCAUCGAGGGUGUAGACGAUGCAGAGGACUUCGAGAAGACACGACAAGCCUUCACACUGCUUGGCGUGAGAGAGUCCCAUCAGAUGAGCAUCUUCAAGAUAAUUGCAUCCAUCCUGCACCUGGGAAGCGUGGAGAUUCAGUCUGAGCGUGAUGGGGAUUCCUGUAGUAUAUCACCCCAAGAUGAACACCUGAGCAACUUCUGCCGCCUGCUGGGAGUGGAGCAGAGUCAGAUGGAGCACUGGCUGUGCCACCGCAAGCUGGUCACCACCUCAGAGACCUACGUAAAGACCAUGUCCCUUCAGCAGGUGGUGAAUGCCCGCAAUGCCCUGGCCAAGCACAUCUAUGCCCAGCUGUUCGCCUGGAUCGUGGAGCACAUCAACAAGGCGCUGCACACUUCCCUCAAGCAGCACUCGUUCAUCGGCGUCCUAGACAUCUAUGGGUUUGAGACCUUUGAAGUGAACAGCUUUGAGCAGUUUUGUAUUAACUAUGCCAACGAGAAGCUCCAGCAGCAGUUCAACUUGCAUGUGUUCAAACUGGAACAAGAAGAAUACAUGAAGGAGCAGAUUCCCUGGACCUUGAUUGAUUUUUAUGACAACCAACCCUGCAUUGAUCUCAUAGAAGCCAAGCUGGGGAUCCUGGACCUGCUGGAUGAAGAGUGUAAGGUAGAGUAUCUUUCGGAUGGUUUCCUGGAGAAAAACAGAGACACGGUGUACGAAGAACAGAUCAACAUCCUGAAAGCCAGCAAGUUCCCGUUAGUGGCUGACCUAUUCCAUGAUGACAAGGACCCUCCCGCUGCCACCACCACUUCUGGCAAGGGAUCGUCUGCAAAGAUCAACAUUCGCUCUGCCAGACCCCCUCUGAAGACCUCCAACAAGGAGCACAAGAAGACCGUGGGUCACCAGUUCCGCACCUCCCUGCACCUGCUCAUGGAGACCUUGAAUGCUACGACGCCACACUACGUCCGCUGCAUCAAGCCCAACGAUGAGAAGCUGCCCUUCCACUUUGACCCAAAGAGAGUGGUGCAGCAGCUCAGAGCCUGCGGGGUGCUGGAGACGAUUCGCAUCAGUGCAGCUGGCUACCCAUCCAGGUGGGCAUACCAUGACUUCUUCAACCGGUACCGGGUACUGGUCAAGAAGCAGGAGCUUGCCAACACGGACAAGAAGGCCAUCUGCAGGUCCGUCCUGGAGAACCUCAUCAAGGACCCUGACAAGUUCCAGUUUGGCCGCACCAAGAUUUUCUUCCGGGCAGGCCAGGUGGCCUACCUGGAGAAGCUGCGAGCUGACAAGUUCCGGGCUGCCACCAUCAUGAUCCAGAAGACCGUGCGUGGCUGGCUGCAGAGGGUGAAGUACCACAGGCUGAAGGGGGCUGCCUUGACCCUACAGAGGCAUUGUCGAGGAUACCUGGCCCGCAGGCUGGCUGAGCACCUGCGGAGGACCAGGGCAGCCAUAGUACUACAGAAGCAGUACCGCAUGCGGAGGGCGCGUCAGGCCUACCAGAGGGUGCGCCAGGCCGCCAUCGUCAUCCAGGCCUUUACCCGGGGCAUGUUCGUGCGCAAGAUCUACCACCAGGUCCUCACAGAGCACAAGGCCACCAUCAUCCAGAAACACACGCGAGGCUGGAUGGCACGCAGACGUUUCCAGCAGCUGCGAGCCGCGGUCAUCGUCAUCCAGUGUGCCUUCCGGAGGCUGAAGGCCAAGCGGGAGCUCAAGGCCCUCAAGAUUGAGGCCCGCUCAGCCGAGCACCUGAAGCGCCUCAACGUGGGCAUGGAGAACAAGGUGGUGCAGCUGCAGCGCAAGAUCGAUGACCAGAACAAAGAGUUCAAGACCCUGUCGGAGCAGCUGUCGACGGUCACCUCAAUGCACGCCGUAGAGGUGGAGAAACUGAAGAAGGAGCUGGCACACUAUCAGCAGAGCCAGGACGGGGACGCCAGUCUGCGGCUGCAGGAGGAGGUGCAGAGCCUGCGCUCGGAGCUGCAGAAGGCACACUCGGAGCGCCAGGUCCUGGAGGAUGCCCACAGCAAGGAGAAAGACCAGCUGAGAAAGCGUGUAGCAGAUCUAGAGCAAGAAAACGCUCUCUUGAAAGAUGAGAAAGAACAGCUUAACAACCAGAUCCUGGGCCGGUCUAAAGAUGAAUCUGCCCAGAGCUCCAUGAAGGAGAAUCUGAUGAAGAAGGAGCUGGAGGAGGAACGGUCCCGGUACCAGAACCUGGUGAAGGAGUACUCCCGACUGGAGCAGAAAUACGACAACCUGCGAGACGAGAUGGCCACUCUGAAGCAAACCCCAGGCCACAGGCGGAAUCCGUCAAACCAAAGUAGCUUAGAAUCCGACUCCAAUUACCCCUCCAUCUCCACAUCUGAGGUCGGAGACGCCGAGGAUGCCCUCCAGCAGGUGGAGGAGAUUGGCCUGGAGAAGGCAGCCAUGGACAUGACGGUCUUCCUGAAGCUGCAGAAGAGAGUGCGGGAGCUGGAGCACGAGCGGAAGAAGCUGCAGGUGCAGCUGGAGAAGAGAGAGCAGCAGGACAGCAGAAAGGUCCAGGCAGAGCAACCAAAGAAUGACUUGGAUUUGGACCAGGAUGCAGAUCUAGCCUACAACAGUCUGAAGAGGCAGGAGCUGGAGUCAGAGAACAAGAGGCUGAAGAAUGACCUGAACGAGCUGAGGAAAGCCGUGGCAGACCACGCCGCCCAGGACAACUCCACACGCAGCUCCCCUGAUGGUUAUAGCCUCCUGCUGAACCAGCUCAGGCUGGCCAACGAGGAGUUGGAGGUGCGCAAGGAGGAGGUGCUCAUCCUUAGGACGCAGAUCGUGAGUGCCGACCAGCGCCGGCUGGCUGGCAGGAACUUGGAGCCCAACAUUAAUGCCAGAACAAGCUGGCCCAACAGCGAGAAGCAUGUGGACCAGGAAGAUGCCAUUGAGGCCUAUCACGGUGUCUGCCAGGCAAACAGCAAGACUGAGGAUUGGGGCUAUUUGAAUGAAGAUGGAGAACUCGGCCUGGCCUACCAAGGCCUAAAGCAAGUUGCCAGGUUGCUGGAAGCACAGCUACAGGCCCAGAGCCUGGAGCAUGAGGAGGAGGUGGAACGGCUGAAGGCCCAGGUGGAAGCCCUGAAGGAGGAGAUGGACCGACAGCAGCAGACCUUCUCACAGACACUGCUGCUCUCCCCAGAGGCCCAGGUGGAGUUUGGUGUCCAGCAGGAGAUGUCCCGGCUGACCAAUGAGAAUCUGGACUUCAGAGAACUGGUCGAAAAGCUGGAGAAGAAUGAGAGGAAGCUCAAGAAGCAGCUGAAGAUUUACAUGAAGCGAGUCCAGGACCUGGAAGCUGUGCAAGCAUUGGCCCAGAAUGACAGGAAGCACCAUGAGCUCACCAGGCAGGUCACGGUGCAGCGGAAGGAGAAGGACUUCCAGGGCAUGCUGGAGUACCACAAGGAGGACGAGGCACUCCUCAUUCGGAACCUGGUGACAGACCUGAAGCCCCAGGUGCUGUCGGGCACUGUGCCCUGCCUCCCUGCGUACAUCCUCUACAUGUGCAUCAGGCAUGCAGACUACACCAACGACGACGUCAAGGUGCACUCCCUGCUGACCUCCACCAUCAACGGCAUCAAGAAAGUCCUCAAGAAGCACAAUGAUGACUUUGAGAUGACGACGUUCUGGCUGUCCAACACCUGUCGCCUCCUUCACUGCUUGAAGCAGUACAGCGGGGAUGAGGGCUUCAUGACUCAGAACACGGCGAAGCAGAAUGAACACUGUCUGAAGAACUUUGACCUCACAGAGUAUCGACAGGUGCUGAGCGACCUCUCCAUCCAGAUCUACCAGCAGCUCAUUAAGAUUGCCGAGGGCCUACUGCAACCCAUGAUAGUUUCUGCCAUGUUGGAGAAUGAGAGCAUCCAGGGUCUCUCUGGCGUGAAGCCCACAGGCUACCGGAAGCGCUCCUCCAGCAUGGUGGAUGGAGAAAACACCUACUGCCUAGAGGCCAUCAUCCGCCAGAUGAAUGCCUUCCAUGGGGUCAUGUGCGACCAGGGCCUGGACCCCGAGAUCAUCCAGCAGGUGUUCAAGCAGCUCUUCUAUGUGAUCAAUGCGGUGACACUCAACAACCUGCUCUUGCGGAAAGACGUGUGCUCUUGGAGCACAGGCAUGCAACUCAGGUACAACAUCAGCCAACUUGAAGAGUGGCUGCGGGGAAGGAACCUUCACCAGAGUGGGGCAGUUCAGACCCUCGAGCCUCUGAUCCAGGCAGCCCAGCUCCUGCAGCUGAAGAAGAAAACUCAGGAGGACGCGGAGGCCAUCUGCUCCUUGUGUACCUCCCUCAGCACCCAACAGAUUGUCAAAAUCUUGAAUCUUUAUACUCCCCUGAAUGAAUUUGAAGAACGGGUAACAGUGGCCUUUAUACGAACAAUCCAGGCACAACUGCAAGAUCGGAACGACCCGCAGCAAUUGCUGUUAGACUUCAAACACAUGUUCCCUGUUUUGUUUCCAUUUAACCCAUCCUCUCUGACCAUGGACUCCAUCCAUAUCCCAGCUUGUCUCAACCUGGAGUUCCUCAAUGAAGUUUGAAGGCAUAGACUUCCAACAUGAACUUCAGUCCCAGUGAGAGCAAAAAGGAAGUAUAUGCAGAAAAGUGAAUUCAGGGAUCUAUUUAAGG
Molecule: messenger RNA, 5518 nt
Organism: Ochotona curzoniae (black-lipped pika)
Lineage: Eukaryota; Metazoa; Chordata; Mammalia; Lagomorpha; Ochotonidae
Gene: MYO5B
Product: myosin VB
Exons: 40
Coding region: 1-5430 (1809 amino acids)
Biological process (GO): actin filament organization; vesicle transport along actin filament
Cellular component (GO): myosin complex; actin cytoskeleton; cytoplasm
Molecular function (GO): actin filament binding; microfilament motor activity; ATP binding
Source: RefSeq, a predicted model, not a curated record